AUGUCAACUGAACAAAUACAACACAUAGCAAUAGUUGGAUGUGUUCAUGGCAAAUACAGACAGAUGUAUCAACAAUUGUCUGAGUAUGAAAAGAGUACUGGAAAAGAAAUUUCAUUUGUAAUAUGUACAGGAGAUAUGCAAACCCUGAGAUGUGAAUCUGAUUUGGUGUACUUAAAAGUACCACCAAAAUAUAAACAAAUGGGAGAUUUCCAUUUGUACUAUGAAGGAAAAGAAAAAGCACCUUAUUUAACAUUAUUUAUAGGUGGAAAUCAUGAAUCAUCUAAUGUAUUAUUACAACUUUACAAUGGAGGAUUUGUUUGUCCUAACAUGUAUUACCUUGGUGUAUGUUCUUGUAUAAAUAUAAAUGGGUUAAGAAUUGUUGGGGUAUCAGGAAUUUAUAAAUCAUUUGAUGAGAUAAAACCAUAUACAUACCCACCAUCACCAAAUGAUUUUGUUUCAUUAUUUCAUACAAGAAAUUAUGUUAUUCAAAUGCUUUCAAAUUUAAGUCAAAAUUCUCAAAUUGAUAUUUCAUUAUCACAUGACUGGCCACAAGGAAUUAUAAUGAAAGGCAAUUACAAACAAUUAUAUAGGUUCCAACCUGGUUUUAAAAAAGAUGGAGUUUCUCUUGGCUCACCUAUUAAUAAAGUAAUUUUAAGUACUCUUAAACCAAAGUAUUGGAUUUCUGGGCAUAUGCAUUGUGAAUAUCAUGCAGAAGAAGGACCAACACAUUUUAUUGCAUUAGGUAAAAUUGGGUAUAAAAAUGCAAUAUCUUAUCUUGACCUUCCUUUAAACCAAAAAACAGAUCUUGAAUAUGACAAAGAUUGGGUGUGUAAUCUUGUUAUGACAUGGCCUGCAUUUGCAAAUAAAGCACAAUUCCCUGACCCCUUAUAUUCUAUUUCUAAAUUAUUGUCUAAAAGAACUAAAGAACUUGACAAAAAAAUCAAUGAAUUAUGGGAGAAAUAUAUUGGAUUUAAAAUUAUUUAUGACUCAGAUACUUUUGAUUUACAAUUUACUUCAAGUCGAUUUUUUAUUGAAAAGAUAUAUAACGAAUUAAAUAUAAAUUGA
This is a messenger RNA of Entamoeba dispar SAW760, 1065 nucleotides long. RefSeq names its product lariat debranching enzyme, putative. Gene Ontology annotation, molecular function: RNA lariat debranching enzyme activity. Lineage: Eukaryota; Evosea; Mastigamoebida; Endamoebidae. The coding region runs from base 1 to 1065 and encodes 354 amino acids. Gene Ontology annotation, biological process: mRNA splicing, via spliceosome. Gene Ontology annotation, cellular component: nucleus. The transcript has a single exon. The record is from RefSeq and is a predicted model, not a curated record.